Messenger RNA from Acanthocheilonema viteae, 351 nucleotides. The record is from the annotation of a GenBank genome assembly. Lineage: Eukaryota; Metazoa; Nematoda; Chromadorea; Rhabditida; Onchocercidae.
AUGUAUUUUGUUUUCACUUUUCAAUAUAUGCAAAUUCAGAGAAUAUGUUCGGUGGCUCGAAGGGAACUGGUACAGGAUUUACCUUUGGAUCAGUUUCAACUACAACAAAUACGACAACAGCAAGUACACAAGGAUCAGCGAGGCCGUUAUUUUCUUUCGGUAGUACUACGACAGCUCCUAUCGCAACUACCACACAAUCCUCUGGAUUUUCCUUUGGUACCACCUCGAAAUCAUCGUUAUUUAGUGGAACUACUACAAGUGUUGCCUCCACUACUGGUACCACAACUGGAUUUAGUUUUGGAUCCGCAACUAGUAAAAGUUUUACUUUUGUUUUUAUUUUUCUUUGUUUGA